This is a messenger RNA of Wallemia ichthyophaga EXF-994, 1026 nucleotides long. RefSeq lists its product as uncharacterized. Gene Ontology annotation, molecular function: mRNA binding. The transcript has a single exon. Gene Ontology annotation, cellular component: nucleolus; cytoplasm. Bases 1 to 1026 code for a protein of 341 amino acids. NCBI's taxonomy places the organism in Eukaryota, Fungi, Basidiomycota, Wallemiomycetes, Wallemiales, Wallemiaceae. The record is from RefSeq and is a predicted model, not a curated record. Gene Ontology annotation, biological process: nuclear-transcribed mRNA catabolic process, nonsense-mediated decay; positive regulation of translation.
AUGAACAACGCACCCACCAGCGACCACAAGCUGCGCGCCGUCGUACGCAAGUUGCCGCCAAACUUACCAGAGGACGUAUUCUACUCGGCCGUCCAGGCGUGGGUGAACGGCGAGACCACAGCGCACUCCUACUACGCCAAAGGGAAACUGCGCGGGGCAGACUCGAGCAAAGAAAGCGUAGCAUCGAGAGCAUACAUCACCUUCAACGAGCACACGCAGCUCCUCAACUUCCACGCAGCAUUCGACGGACACACUUUCCGCGACAAGCAGGGACGCGAGAGCAAGGUGUCUGUCGAGUACGCCCCUUUCCAGAAAACACCGGCAGCGCGACACAAAGUCGACGACAGACAGGGCACGAUUGACCAAGACGGUGACUUCCUCUCGUUUCUCCAGUCCCUACAGGCCACACCGACUAAACCUGAUUUCGAGGCUAAUUGGAUAGCGUCGCGAGCUGCUGAGAAACCUAAGACUACACCACUACUCCUUCACCUCGCACAGCGCAAGGAGAAGUCAAAGGCGAAGCGCGAUAAGGCGCGUCAGAAGCAGCAGCGAAAGGCUGCCGAGAGAGGGGGUAGUGGCACUGGCGCUGGCGUUGGUGGCAGUAGUGGCAACGGUAGUAAUGCACCACCUACCAAGUCUCCUGCUGACCCCUCCUCCUCAGCGUCGAAAACACCCGCUCAACCCAGAGGCAAGAAGACUAGGGGGGAAAAACGAGCAGCGAAGAAAGUACGCGAGGGCAUUUCGUCUCCAAGUACCCCGAAGAGUACUCCAGGCACUCCAGGCACUCCAAGUACCCCUCCUAUCAAGAUUCUCGCUCGUCCAGACGCGCCUGAUAAGCCAGCCGUGGCACCUUCUGCCCCUCCUGCAUCUGUCACUAACAGUAAUAAUAACUCUCACACUCAAUCACCCACACUCGACGCUCCCAAAGGGCCAAGAGGCGGUAAGCCCCAGCGAGGUCGCCCUCCCCGCUCGCCGCGUGGUAGAGGCAGAGGUAGAGGUGGCAAGCAGGCAGCUACGCCGACGUGA